AUGUUUAAUCCUUCUGGUCCUAAAGACAAGCCCUUAUGCAUGGAAUUUUAGAAAGAUAUUUGCAUGAAGCUUUUAUGUACUUUAGAACACAAAUAUUGGCCAUGUCCUGAUUAUGACAAAGGAUUUUGUUAUUUGGGUUCUUCAUGUGAUAAGUUAAAAUUAAAACACAUAGUAAGAAAAUUAUGUAUGGAUUAUGUCUAUGGAUUCUGUAAGGAUGGACCUGAAUGCAAAAUGCAACAUGUCAAAUUAUUUGACUUGAAUGAUAGAACAUAGGAACUCAGAUUUACAGAAAGAUUUUAUUCCAAAUUAAAACAAGAAUAAGCUACAUUUAAAUAAAGCGAAAUAAAUGUUAAACCAGUUAUUUGCAAGUCUUGCUAGGAAGUUGGUCAUAAAUCAAAUGUCUGCAAAAAAACUUUAAGGUUAAGUCCAAAUAGAAAAAUUCUAUGCGGUAUUUGUGAAACUGAACAUACAAUCUAUGAUUAGGGCAAAAAAUAAGAUUGCCAAUACAAAAUCUCACAGUCAUAAUAAUAAUUAUUGUUUUAACAAUAAUCUUCAGAAUAAUGA
This is a messenger RNA of Paramecium tetraurelia, 564 nucleotides long. RefSeq lists its product as uncharacterized. Gene Ontology annotation, molecular function: RNA binding; metal ion binding. The transcript has 2 exons. The record is from RefSeq and is a predicted model, not a curated record. NCBI's taxonomy places the organism in Eukaryota, Ciliophora, Oligohymenophorea, Peniculida, Parameciidae.